GUAGCAGCAGAUAUCUGGGAAAGCUGUUAUUGUCCUCAGUGGCAUAAGAAAUAGUUUUGAUAUUGGAUUUCCUACGCUGCACUCAGUACUCAGGAUGCAGGAAAUAUAAGCAAGGUGGGAGGUAUCAAGUAUGACAACAUUGUGGUGCACAUUGAGGUCACAGUUUGUGAGCAAAUGUCUGUGUUUGCUUUGAUCCUUUCCUUCCUUGGAAGGCAGAAGAAGUUGAGUUAGGGUAUUUAGUGUAAGUAUUUAGAGUUCCAUAGUUGUCAUUCAUAUAUAUAUACAUAUAUAUAUAUAUAUGUAUGUAUAUGAAAUAUUUAUAUAUAUAUUUUAAAAGGUGUCUGCCUUUGUUGGAAUACCUUCACUGAGAUAUUAAUUGUAGAAAGAGUAUCUUUAAGGAUGUUUUUCUUUAUUCUGCUAAGCACUGUGAUUUUUCUCCUUUUUCCCAAGAUUAGUGUUUUUAUACAUAUGUCUUUGAGAAGUGAAAAUUUUAUGUUCUUGUAGAAGAUAUUCUUAAUAUAUGAGUUACAUGCUCUAUUUUAUAAGGGAAAAUGUAAUUUUUCUUAAUGAAUUUACCAAUUCAUUACCCAUUCUGCCAUCUUUUAUCAUCAAAACUGGAGAUCAGCCUGUGAAAAUGAACCAUUUUGGCAAUUGUAGCUUGGCAUGAUAGGAAGUUCAUAUGGAACCCUUUGGCUGGGAUCUUUUUUAAAGGGUGUGUUGGUGGCUGUUUCUUUUUUUUUUUUUUUAGCUUCAUCUUGGUGCUGUUCUGUUUUGGACUCUUUUUUGUGUGCUCAUAGUAAGUUUAUGGCAGUGAAAAUAGCUGAUGAAGUGCUGUCAGGCAGAGUCUGGUUCAUGCCCAGACACUGAGUUUUGCUGUAAUACAGAGCUGAGUUAAGAAAGCCUUUUCAUAUUCAUAAAAAUAGAGUCAGGUAACACGUUAGGUUAAUAAUAGUCUUUAUUAGCAGCCAUGUCUCAGCUGUCCCAACUCAUCUGAUGUGUGGUUGAGGUGAUGGUUUUAGCUGUGAACCUGAGCCUGCAUAUUUUUUUUUUCUGCUAAAGGCACUUCCUUGAGUAUAAGUACCUGACUGGACUGACUGUGCAGGUUGUUACCUGUCUGCAUCCCUCAUCUUCAGCUGUUUCCACAAAAUCCUGAGCACAAAAAACGAACUUUAGGCCCACACCCACUCGGCAGAACUUAAUUUCAGUGCUAGUUCUCACAUACUUUCUUCUAAUGAGACAAAUAAAUUUCUGCUGGCUGUAUCCAAGCUGCAGCAGGUUGGGAAGAGCAGGUUUCUGCAGGAGUGCUGCACAGCACUGCCUGCUAGCCAUGCUUGAGGCUGGGUGACUCAGGAUGGGCAAGUGGCUCCCAGCUCCAGCUGUAAGGAUGUGCCUGAGUGGUGUUUCCCAACCUGUCUUACCAGGGAGAUCGACUGGUUUGGGAGAAGCCCCAGGUUGUCUCCAGCACAGCACGGCUGCCACCGUGGCCUUUUCCCUCUAAACUUUGAAUUGAGGUGUUUGUUUGGUAGGAGAAUAUUUCCUUCUGUUUCAUGAGGUCCAUGGUCCAAAGGCUGAGGAAUGCUGUUGGUGGGGUUUGGCACGGUGUAGCAGGCAGGACAGGGUUAGAUGUGGCUUCUGGAGGAUGACAGGAUGCCCUGGGAGAAAUGGGGGAGAGCCAGCAAGCAGCCAGGGAUGUGUCCUGGGGAAGGCAUGGCUGUUCUACCAGCACUACUCUGUCUGACCAUCUUGUUCUGCAUGAAGGUCUCACAGCCCUGCUGCAUCAGAGAUCCCAGCAGCUCCUUCCACAGCAUCACCUCCUCUUGCCCCAGUUUGGUCCUGUUGUAAAACUACAUCUCCCAGCAGGCAGCAGGAUCAGUGUCUUACCCAAAAAUGAGCUCACUUCCCUCAUAGCCAUCUUACCACCCUGCGCAAAGCACUUUCUGGGGACAGGGGGGGCUCCAGGUAGAGCAAAUAGCAAAAUACCUGCAAGUAUGGCUGGGCAUGGAGCAAACACAGAGACUCCCCAGCUGAACCCUGUGAUGGAACCCCUGUCCUGGAUGCUGGGCACCUGGCUCUCAGACCCACCAGGAGACGUCACCUUCCCUACAAUGAAGCCCUUCCAGUACCUGGAGGAAGUGCACAUCUCUCACGUGGGGCAGCCCAUGCUCAACUUCUCGUUCAACGCCUUCCACCCAGAUACCAGGAAGCCCAUGCACCGGGAAUGUGGAUUCAUCCGCCUCAAACCUGACACUAACAAGGUGGCCUUCAUCAGUGCCCAGAACACAGGUCUGGUGGAGGUGGAGGAAGGGGAGGUGAAUGGACAAGAGCUGUCUAUAGCUUCUCACUCCAUAGCCAGGAUCUCCUUUGCCAAGAAGCCCCAUGUAGAGCAGAUUACCAGAAAAUUCAGGCUCAAUUCCGACGGGAAACUCGAACAAACUGUCUCAAUGGCAACCACUACGCAGCCCAUGACUCAGCACUUCCACAUUACCUACAAGAAGGUGACACCCUGACCCCAGGUGUGCCAGGUCUCCUCGCCAAGGGCAAGGAGCAGGACAUCAUGCACCAAGAGCAGCAGCAGCAGCUCAGGAGCAUGGCAUGGCAGACCCUGGAGCCAGCUGCCUGCGCUCAUCCCUGGGCCCCAGAGCUGCCUGUCCUGUUGAGAAUGUUACUCAGAUGUUUCUGUAAUGGUAUAUAAAAAAAAAAAAAUAAAUAAAAAGCUUUUAUUUUUA
Sturnus vulgaris (Common starling) is the source of this 2726-nucleotide messenger RNA. NCBI's taxonomy places the organism in Eukaryota, Metazoa, Chordata, Aves, Passeriformes, Sturnidae. The record is from RefSeq and is a predicted model, not a curated record.